This is a messenger RNA of Vigna umbellata (rice bean), 698 nucleotides long. The record is from RefSeq and is a predicted model, not a curated record. NCBI's taxonomy places the organism in Eukaryota, Viridiplantae, Streptophyta, Magnoliopsida, Fabales, Fabaceae.
GUAAAUGUAAGUAAAAACCUAUUAAAUUUUUCAGGUAUUACUAUUAAAAUUUGGGUUAUGUUGGGGGAUCAAAAACAUGUCUUACCAUUUUAUGUAUAUUUUGUUUUGGGUUAUUGAUUGUGUGGAAGGGGAUUUUGGGUUUUAGAACUAAAGGUUUGUUUUUUUGGCUUGUGUUUUGAAGGUAUUGCAAGUGUGAGAUGCCAUAUAACCCGGAUGACCUCAUGGUACAAUGUGAAGGGUGCAAGGAUUGGAAUUAUCAGUUAUGUGAUCUCACCACCUGCAGAAUGAGUGGCCUAAAGGGUGUUAGAAAGUUGUAUCAUCCUGCUUGUGUGGGCAUGACCAUCGAAGAAGCAAAGAAAUUAGAUCAUUUUGUGUGUUCAGAAUGUUCAUCUGAUGAUGAUAUGAAGAAACCGCAAGCUACAUUUUAUGCUCGCCAGGAGCCGAUGGCAAGGUGGAGCCCAAGCGGCGAAAGAGAUGACCAUAAUGCAGUAGAAACCUUGUUUGGAGGCGUGAGUGACUCUUGCUGAAUUUGGGUGGCACUCUAUGGUAGCUUUUGUGUGUUGUACAGCUUCAUCUAGAGGCUAUGAACAUUUCAUUAUGUAUCUGACUUAGCUUAUAUUAUGUAUCUAUUGGUCGUAGAUUUUAUAACUGUGACAUUCCCUCAAGUGAAUUCCGAUCCAAGUGUUUAUUAUUCUUCA